This is a messenger RNA of Scutellospora calospora, 741 nucleotides long. Lineage: Eukaryota; Fungi; Glomeromycota; Glomeromycetes; Diversisporales; Gigasporaceae. The record is from the annotation of a GenBank genome assembly.
AAAGAAUUAACUAAAGAUAUUGAAGAACAAAAUUUAACAAAAGAUGAAAUUUUAGUUAAAUAUAAUAGUGAAAUUAAAAUAUUAACAGCAACAACUAAAGGAAUUGAAGAUAUUUAUAAUGCUUUUCAAAAUAUAAACAAAAGACUAAUACAUAAAAGAUGUUGGAAAACUUGUAAUAUUUAUAUUUAUGGUGUUCCCAGAACAGAAAAAUCAUAUUUAGCUCAAAUAUUAUUUCCAGAUGCAUAUAAUAAAUCAAAUAAAAAUGGAAAGUGGUAUCCUAAUUUUAAUAAAAAUAAUGAACAUGAUGUAGUAAUUUAUAAUGAAUUUUCUGGAAGUGAUCUUAAAUAUACAAAAUUAUUAAAUUUAUUAGAUAGACGAGAUUUUUCAGUUCAAUUUAAAGGUGGUAAUGUAAAUUAUGCGCCAAAAGUACAAGUUUUUACAGCAAAUUCAUCUCUAAGAGAACAAUAUACUUAUUAUAAAGAUAUACCGUUUGUACAAUAUAGUAAUAGAUAUAAAGUAACAAACAGAAAAUAUUACUCAGCAGCAAGUGAACAAUUUGAUUAUAUAAUUGAAUAUUUUAAAUUUAGAGAUGAUAACAAACAACUAUGUAAUAAUGAAUAUUUAUGCUGCAAAGUUCGCAGAAUUUUUCACAAAGGAUCAUAUAAUAACUUUAUAAAUCUUAGAUUCGAUAUAGAAUUUAAUAGUGAUAUAACUAUUGAAAAAGCUGAAGAAAUUAUCUAA